AUGGCCGUCUGGCAGCCUAUGGACACUAUCAUAGGACCAAAAUGGCGCACGGAAAUGUUCUUAUCAUAUGCAGGAAACGUACAAGUGUCGAUGACGGUGACUUUUAAGUUCAGAUCCCUCAUUCCCGGCCGUACCUCCUUCACGACACGGUUUGGCGAGGAACCUUUUCCUAGCACGUCUAUUGCAGGUUGGCGGGAGUGGGACAACGGCGGUCAUGGCUAUAUGCUGGGUCUCGUAAGGGUUCGAUGUCGCUGUGGGUCUCUGACGAUAUCCUCCCGCGAGUCCUCGAAGCAAGGCAGAGUAACCACCCACAACAUGCCUUUGGAAUACGCACAUCAGUUCCGCGGUCGCUUCCCCGACCCAGGACCAUGGAAGCUGCCCAGGUCCGUCCAGGCGAGGCUCACAGAACCCCUCGGCAUGGCCGAGCUGCCCGCUCAGCGAGUGAGGAACUCGAAGCGCCGUCCUUACAGUCUCAACAUUAUGGUUGUUGGAGAGUCGGGGCUGGGAAAGACUACCUUCAUGAACACGCUUUUCAACGCACCUUUGACUGAGGAGCUUGGACCACGCAACUUGUCGUCUACCAAGACCGUUUCCAUUGACCCUACCACCUACGAGCUCACCGAGGAGGGAGUCACACUGCAGUUGACUGUGAUCGACACACCCGGUUUCGGCGACCAACUUAACCGUGAGACGAACUUCGACCCCAUCGUUGAGUACAUCGAUGAGCAAUAUGAGAGGUACCUGCAGGCAGAGAGCAGCCAGGAGAUGCGCAAGAACAUCCGGGACAGCCGUGUGCACGCUCUUCUGUACUUUCUCACCCCGUCCGGAGACAACCGUCUGAAGGAUCUGGACGUCGAGUUCCUGCAACGGUUGUGCACCCGCGUGAAUGUGAUCCCCGUCAUUGCAAGGGCGGACACCCUGACUCCGGAAGAAACGUCGGCAUUCAAGAAGGCUAUCAUCCGCGACUUUGAGAAGUACGGAAUCCACAUUUACCCGACGGCACACGCUGAGGACCGCGAAAACAUUGUCAUGCUUGAGCGAUACAUGCCUUUCGCCGUUAUUGGAAGUGACGACCUGGUGGAAGUCAACGGACAAAGGGUCCGCGGACGUAAAUACCGGUGGGGAUCCGUCGAGGUCGAGAACGAAAAGCACAGCGACUUCGUCCACCUCCGCGAACUCCUCAUCCGCACCAAUCUCCAAGACCUCAUCGAAACCACCCACGGCGUGCACUACGCAACACAUCGCGGCUCCAAGAUCCGCGCCUCAGGCCGCCCGGAAUCCUUCCUCGCCAGCGACGACUACUACGAGUCCCGCGUCGAGACGGCGAAGCGGGCGAUGGCGGAGGACAUGCAGCGAAAGGAGGACGAGAUGCGCCAGGUGUUUGUGUCAAAGGUCCGUGAGAAGGAGGCGUCGUUGAGGGAGCGGGAGGAGCAGCUGGCGUUGAAGAGGGCGCAGAUGGCGGAUGAGCUGGAGAAGAUGAAGAGGCAGUUGGAGAUUGAGGAGAACAAUUAUCAGGAGUUGGUCAAGUGA
Messenger RNA from Fimicolochytrium jonesii, 1530 nucleotides. RefSeq names its product Septin-domain-containing protein. Gene Ontology annotation, molecular function: GTP binding; molecular adaptor activity; GTPase activity. NCBI's taxonomy places the organism in Eukaryota, Fungi, Chytridiomycota, Chytridiomycetes, Spizellomycetales, Powellomycetaceae. The record is from RefSeq and is a predicted model, not a curated record. Gene Ontology annotation, biological process: cytoskeleton-dependent cytokinesis. The coding region runs from base 1 to 1530 and encodes 509 amino acids. Gene Ontology annotation, cellular component: septin complex; microtubule cytoskeleton; cell division site. The transcript has 10 exons.